Molecule: messenger RNA, 2755 nt
Organism: Polyodon spathula (Mississippi paddlefish)
Lineage: Eukaryota; Metazoa; Chordata; Actinopteri; Acipenseriformes; Polyodontidae
Gene: ccdc47
Product: coiled-coil domain containing 47
Exons: 13
Coding region: 140-1558 (472 amino acids)
Biological process (GO): endoplasmic reticulum calcium ion homeostasis
Cellular component (GO): endoplasmic reticulum
Molecular function (GO): calcium ion binding
Source: RefSeq, a predicted model, not a curated record
UAACCAACGUCCUAAUCUGACGCAACCUCCGCUGUGUGAUUCUGUACCCGUGCGAAGGGCAGCGUAGUAAUUCCUAAUUCGGUUAAACCUUUCAGCUCCCAAACAAAACCAAAAGCAAGGUCCACAGAAAACAGCUGCCAUGCGGAGCUUGUUCAUGUUCCCCCUGCUCCUGCUCCUGCUCUCUGGCGCCUCUGCGCGCUUCGAUGACUUUGACGAAGGUGACGAUCUGGUGGAGUUUGACGAUAACGACUUUGCCGAGUUCGAGGAUGUGAGCGAGGACCUGCCCACCGAGCCUCCAGCACGAACCGUCACCACAGAGGACGAUGAGGACGAGGCCACUGUGGAGGUGGAGGACAACCAGGAGGACUUUGAGGACUCUGAGACACCGGAUGAAGACAUCUAUAAGUACGAUGCAGAGGAGUUUGAAGGUUUUGAGAAAUCAAACCCUUCAUUCAAUGACCCCAUCAACAUCCUCACGGUGCCCUCUCAUCUGCAGAACAGCUGGGAGAGCUACUACAUGGAGAUCCUGAUGGUGACCGGGCUGCUGGCUUACAUCAUGAACUACAUCAUUGGCAAGAACAAGAACAGCCGGCUGGCCCAGGCCUGGUACAACUCGCACAAGGAGCUGCUGGAGAGCAACUUCGCUCUCGUGGGGGAUGAUGGAACGAGCAAGGAAGCGCUGAGCACUGGGAAGCUGAACCAGGAGAAUGAACACAUUUACAACCUGUGGUGCUCUGGGCGGGUGUGCUGUGAGGGCAUGCUCCUCCAGCUCAAGUUUCUGAAGCGCCAGGACUUGCUGAAUGUACUUGCCAGAAUGAUGAAGCCAGCAUGUGAUCAAGUGCAAAUCAAAGUAACACUGAAUGAUGAAGAUAUGGACACGUUUGUGUUCGCUGUUGGUACGAAGAAGGCAAUGGCCCGGAUGCAGAAGGAGAUGCAGGACCUGAGUGAGUUCUGCAGUGACAAGCCCAAAUCAGGGGCGAAGUAUGGGCUUCCAGAGUCUCUGGCGAUCUUGUCUGAGUUGGGAGAGGCAACUGAGGGAGUUAUGGACAACAAGAUGGUGCAUUUCCUCAUCAACCAUGCCGACAAAAUCGAGUCUAUCCAUUUCUCGGACCAGUUCUCCGGUCCAAAAAUUAUGCAAGAGGAGGGUCAGCCUUUAAAGCUGCCAGAAACUAAGAAGACUCUUUUGUUUACAUUUAACGUGCCUGGGAUGGGUAACACUUCCCCCAAGGACAUGGAAGCCUUGCUGCCCCUGAUGAACAUGGUCAUCUUCAGCAUCGACAAGGUCAAGAAGCUGCACCUCAACAGAGAGGGAAAGCAGAAGGCUGAGAAGAACAGGGCUCGAGUGGAGGAGAACUUCCUGAAGCAAACCCACGGUCAGAGACAAGAGGCAGCACAGUCCCGCCGCGAAGAGAAGAAGAGAGCUGAGAAAGAGAGGAUCAUGAGCGAGGAGGACCCUGAGAGACAGCGCCGCCUAGAGGAGGCAGCACAGCGCAGGGAACAGAAGAAGAUUGAAAAGAAACAGAUGAAGAUGAAGCAGAUUAAAGUGAAGGCCAUGUAGCCCGAGCCAGCUGCACGUCGCUGGGACUGCCUCCACUUCCAUUGAAAACGGUGGAGCCUCUGCAACUGGCCUCACUAACCCUGCUCCCCAUGAGCCUUUCCAGUUAACCAUGCCUGAUGACUUGCUCUGUGCACAAUGCUUCAGUUCAGUGUGAAGAUUUACAUUUUGAACCCAAUAUGAACAAGACUAGAUUUAGUAGUACAUGAGUGUGAUACUUCUAUGGGCUCUCUCUAUAGUUCCUGUAAUAUCAAUGUGUGCUUUCAUCUACACAAGCUCCUAUUAUCCACUCUGUUUCGUGCAGCUCCUGCUGUUGACAGCUGUCAUGUGGGAGUGGGGUGGAAUACUUUACUGUUUCAGAAGUUUGGAAUGGAGUCCUGGGACAACUCCACUAUAGGGUAUCUCUCUCUCUCUCUCUCUUGCGCUCUCUCUCCACUCUGUAUCACACUUCAGUGUCUGUACAUUGCAGGUAAUGUUUCACAGGUAAGAGUGGGGAUUACUUUGAUAAACUGGGGAGGGUUGGUAUAAGAUUUCCAAAGCUGUAUUUCCAUUUUGUUUUUAAUUUGUUAUGCAUUCUGGACAGGAUGUGUAUAUAGAACUAUGUUGGUUCUCAAGCAAUAGUGACCUUUGGUUUUAUGGAACCCACAUGUUAAGCUAUUUGUGUACCUGCUUAAAACUUAAAUAAAACACUUGUAUGUUUGUACAUGUGUGCAUGUAUAUUGAUUUCAGGGGAGGUGUGUGCUAAUAAUAACAUUGGAAGCUGCUGUUUAUGCAUUGUGAUUUAGCUGCCUGUUCAUUUCUAUCUUGGUUGGAUUGACUCUGUGCAUUUUAAAUACUCAAGCUUACUUAAUUCCUGGAUGAUGGAUAGUUGCAGUCUGUGUAGACAGUACAAAGGGCAGUGAAGAAUGUAAGCCAUUUCAAAACCUGUGAUUUUUGCUGUCUAAUUUAUACAGAAGUUAAUGAACAUGAGUCUGUGUGUAGAAGUGUAAGCGCUGUGUGGGAUUCCUAGGGUUCUCUUCCAGAGGGGCAGACUCUCGGCUUCAUGCGCUCUUUCUAUGAUUCAGCCAAAAAGAUGAUUUGUAGUCCUUGUAAUAAAGUAAUGUUAAUGAAUCUGUAGGCACAUUGGAAAUGCAAAAGCUGUAACUAAUGUAAAGUAAUUGUAAUAGUUGGAAUUUGAAUUAAAGUUUUUUUUUUUUUUUC